Molecule: messenger RNA, 4480 nt
Organism: Empidonax traillii (willow flycatcher)
Lineage: Eukaryota; Metazoa; Chordata; Aves; Passeriformes; Tyrannidae
Gene: CFH
Product: complement factor H
Exons: 22
Coding region: 525-4124 (1199 amino acids)
Source: RefSeq, a predicted model, not a curated record
AUCACUUUAUAUUUUUUACUGCCUUUUAUUUUGGUUGUUUUCAACAUAGGUCUUGAAUUAUAUGUGUAGAGAAGUUCGUUUUUACACACAUUUAAUGUGUUUUCUAACUAAGCAAACAACACACCAAGUAUCACAAAAUAAUUUAUUUGUACAACUGCUUUUAGAUACUAAAAAAAGAACCUUAUAUGAGUAUGUAGGGAAUAAAUCUGAAGAGAAAAAAAAAUAAAAAGAAAAAACUAUGAUGUAAAAACAAGCAGAUCAUAGGAAAGGAAUGUGUCAACCUAAGUUGCCAGGCUUUUAUUUAUUUAUUCAUUUAGCAAGGUUUAGAGAGAACAAAAAAAAAAAAGAAAUACUUGUGUGUUGCAAGAGGUUUAGGGGAAGUGACUGCUGAAACCAGAGUAUAAAUGGUUUGCAAGGUCAGUCUUUGGAACAGUUAAUGAGUAAAAUAGGAGUGGAAAUAACACAAAGUAAUAAAAAAAAUAGGGUGCAAUACUGAAUGUGUUGGAUGAGUUUGAAUCUCUAGAAUGUUGUUCCUGGGCUACACAGCUCUGCUCUUAUGUUGGAUGUACUGUUCUGCAGAAAGAGCUUGUGAACAACCUCCUCCUAGGAGGGUUAAGGAAGUGCCUACUAAAGUAUGGGACAAACCUCCCUAUCCACAUGGUACUCAAGCAACAUACAAUUGUCGACCUGGAUAUAUAAAACAUGGACGAAUUGUGUUUCAGUGCACUGAUGGAAUGUGGCAGCAGCAGGCCCCAAGGAUAGAAUGCAGAAAUAAGCCCUGUGGGCAUCCUGGAGAUGCUCAGUUUGGUUCCUUUGAACUUACCGUGGGACAUGAAUUUGUAUUUGGUGCCAGAGUUGAGUACAGAUGUAAUGAUGGAUACCAGAUGCUCAGCCAAAGAAAUUACCGUGAGUGUCAAGCAGAUGGAUGGAGCAACGAUAUCCCUUACUGUGAAGUGGUAAAGUGUUUACCUGUAGAGGCACCAGAAAAUGGAAAAAUAAUUAUGGCUGGUGUAUUUGAGCUAGACCAAGAAUAUUCCUUUGGCCAAGUUGUACAUUUUGAAUGUAAUGCAAAAUACAAGCUUGUUGGAGCUAAAGAAAUAAUUUGCUCAUCUGAUGGAAGAUGGAGUGAUGAUGUGCCUCAGUGCCAAGGUAUUAUCUGUGAUGUGCCAGAAAUUCUGAAUGGAUAUGUAACUUCUCAGAAGAAGUCUUACAAGGAAUUGGAAAUACUGCGGUUUUCCUGUGAUAAGGGAUACAGAUCUGGCGAAAGAGAAGAUGCCCUAUGCACUGAAACAGGAUGGAAUCCACCUCCCUAUUGCACUAAAGUUGUAUGCUCUCCUCCAGUAAUUCGCUAUGGGAUCUUUGGACCUAAAAAACCCAGCUACGAAGAAGAUGAUACAAUCAAUGUACAGUGUGAUAAUGGAUAUCGUUUUAAAGCACCAACUGGCGGAUCCACAGCUAAAUGCACCAAGAAUGGCUGGGUGCCACCUCCAGAUUGCGUCUCGAAACCAUGUAACUACCCAAAUAUAGCAAACGGCAGGUUGGAGCGGUUCUCAGGGCUUUACUUUCCAUUGGAAAUUGGGCAGAUUGUUGAGUACACCUGUUACGAUGGUUAUUUAACCCUCAGUGGAAAUACCUGGCAACAAAUUUCGUGUUCUGUGAACGGCUUGGAUCCAGAGCCAAAAUGCCUGAAAAUAUGUAAAACCGGACAGAUACAACAUGGUCGUGUGCCAAAAUUCCAGACUCAGAGAUAUUACAAAGAAGGUGAUACAACUGCAUACGCCUGCCGCAGUGGCUACCAGGCUGAGCAUGAAGAAGUCACGUGCACAAGGAAUGGCUGGUUACCUGUUCCAAGAUGUGUCCUUGAAAAAAAAUGCGAGACUAGGGUUUUUGAGAAUGGUUAUUUCACCUUGUCACAGCCAACAUUCCGUUUAAAAGAAGUGGCCUCGUAUAGGUGUCGAGAUGGCUUUGCAACUGCAGAAGGACAAGACGAAGGAGAGACACAGUGCCGAGAAAAUGGCUGGACUCCACCUCCAAAAUGCAUCAGAUCAUGUAAAGCACCAAAGGACAUUUUGAUUAACCACACAAAUAAAACUGUGUUCGUUCCUGGAGAUAGAAUUGAGUAUUCAUGUUUGGAAGGAUAUAAAAUUGCAGAUUCUAAACCAACCACAAUGUGUGGCAUAAAUGGUGAAUGGAGUCCAGCACCUGUGUGUACCGUAAUAGAAUGUGGCCUGCUGGAAUUGCCCAAUGGAUAUUUUUCUCCCAAGAAGGAUAAAUACUUGAAUGGAGAUGUUGUGACAUUUUCCUGUGCAAAGAAUUUUGUAAGAGUGGGAUUUGCCUCUGCUCAGUGCUACUCCUCUGGAUGGUUUCCAUUACCACCUGUGUGUAAAGAAAUCUAUUUUCUCAGCUCUUUUUGUUUAUUUUUUUCAGAUCCAUCUCCUCAGUGUGAACUUCCAGUGGAUGUUGACUUAGUGAGCCCUGAUCAACAUCCCAUGUCAGAAAGCAGGACUGAGUUUCAUGAAGUUAUACAUUACAGAUGUGCAUCAACUGACAAAAACAUUAAACAAGCAACUUGUGUGUCUGGAAAAUGGACAUCAGAGACUGAGUGUCCAGAUGAGGAGGGUAUGUGCCCGCCUCCACCUCCGGUGUCUGAUGUUCAACAGACAACAGUUGGAAGAUAUUACAGGAAUGGGAGUAAAAUAGCUUAUUCAUGUCCCAGCGGAUUCCAGCUCAUCGGUGCAAAUGAAAUAACCUGUACAGAAGGGAAAUGGCAAUCACCACCUCACUGUGUGGAAAGACCAUGUUUGCCACCACAGACUGUAGAAUGUGCUGAUCCUCGCAGGCUGGAAAAUCCAAACUUAAAAACUGAAAAGGAAGAGAAAUCAAUUUAUCUGGCCGGUACUAAAUUUAAGUAUGUUCCUCGUUCUGGAUACAUAAUAAAUGGAUCAACAGAGAUAACUUGUACUAAGGGAGAAUGGACUGCAGGUCCUGAAUGCUUGGAAAUGUCAUGUGGAAGUAUUCCAGAAGUUGCCCAUGCUCAAUUUGAAGGCAGAAACACGAAAACUUAUUAUCCUGGAGAAACAGUUCUCUACCGGUGUGAUGCAGGGUUCCAGACUGUUGGUUCCCCUGAAAUUAUUUGCAGAAAAGGAAAUUGGACAGCGCCACCCUCCUGUGAAGCUAUUCGCUGUGGACCUCCACGUAAUAUCCCAAAUGGUAAUAUUGCAAGCACUUCACAGGAGACGUAUCUGUCCGGUGCCAGGGUGCAUUAUCAAUGUGAAAGCAGUUUUCAAAUGAUAGGUGAAAAUUUCAUCACUUGUAUAGAAGGUGAAUGGUCACAAGCACCAGAGUGCAGAGAUACGAGAUGUAAACCUCCUCCAGAAAUAGCUGGUGGUAGAAUUGAUAUGAAAAAGUCAAGGUAUCUCCCUGGAGAGACUGCUAACUAUGAGUGCUGGCAAGGCUUUGAGAUGACUGGGACUUCCACAGUAGUGUGCCAGAAUGGGAUCUGGACAGAGCUGCCCAAGUGCAAAGGAAGAGGUGGGAAUUGUGGCAAACCUUCAGGUAUUGAAAACGGAGAGAUUCUUUCCUCCCUCAUGUCAGAAUAUGAACAAAAAGCAGUUCUGGAAUACAAAUGCCCAAACUUCUAUGUCUUGGAAGGAUCUAAAUAUAUCACUUGUACUGAUGGCAAGUGGUCAGACCCUCCUGUUUGCCUAGUGGCUUGUACAGCAUCAAAAGAAGAUAUGGACAGAAACAAUAUUGAGCUGAGAUGGUCCGAAAGUACCAAGCUGUAUUCCACAUCAGGUGACACUAUUGAAUUUCAGUGUAAACCAGGAUAUUUGGAGGAGCAAGAGAAAUCCCGCUACAGAACCAAGUGUGUGGAGGGGGUGAUAGAUUACCCGCGAUGCAGGCCGAGAAACAACUGUAUAGUGGAUACGAACCAUAUGGAAAGCAACAAUAUUCAACUACAGCCAGGCCAAUCAAUAACUUCCACCUAUCGCUCUGGGAAUGAGAUUUUAUUUAAAUGCAAAACAGGGUACCAGCGAGUUUCAAGACCCGAGAAAUUUAGAGUACGGUGCCGGGAUGGAGUGAUUACAUAUCCUACAUGUAGACGUAAGUGGUCUUCUCCAUAAAUGAAAAUGGCAUGAAGGAGGCCAGCUGUGGAAAUGAAAGAGCCCUCAGCCAACCCAGUGAUUUGAGCUCAAGUUUUCCUGGUGUUUCCCGUUUUGCUGUGCUUUUUUUGCAGCUUAGCCAGUGUUCUGCCUUGUUAUAUUAUUUUUAUUAUUGGAUGAUUGUGUUUGUGUUAUUAUCCACAUUUUAUCAAUUUUUGUAAAUGUAUUUACAUUUUGUCCAUCCAAAUGGCUGUGCUUGCAUUUUAUCCAUUCUAUCCAUCCCACUAUUAUUUUUACUAACAAUUGUGUCCUGAAAUAGGCUGGCUUUGGUGACAUACUGAGACAAGAAUUAAAGCUCAUGGGUAAUUUGAUUAUCA